AUGAUCGAACUUAAAACAGUGCCCAUAAGACUUGUGGGCAGGGAAGGGGGAAGCAGACCAUUGGAAAGUGGAAGCAGACCCUUGGAAAGUGGAAGCAGACCCUUGGAAAAUGGAAGCAGACCCUUGGAAAGGGGAAGCAGACCAUUGGAAAGUGGAAGCAGACCCUUGGAAAGUGGAAGCAGACCCUUGGAAAGUGGAAGCAGACCCUUGGAAAGUGGAAGCAGACCCUUGGAAAGUGGAAGCAGACCCUUGGAAAGUGGAAGCAGACCCUUGGAAAGUGGAAGCAGACCAUUGGAAAGUGGAAGCAGACCCUUGGAAAGUGGAAGCAGACCCUUGGAAAGUGGAAGCAGACCCUUGGAAAGUGGAAGCAGACCCUUGGAAAGUGGAAGCAGACCAUUUAAAAGUGGGAGUAGACAGGGGAAUUGCAUGAAGGUCAGAGAGUAUCUGGGAAGUGUAUAA
This is a messenger RNA of Procambarus clarkii (red swamp crayfish), 459 nucleotides long. RefSeq lists its product as uncharacterized. Lineage: Eukaryota; Metazoa; Arthropoda; Malacostraca; Decapoda; Cambaridae. The record is from RefSeq and is a predicted model, not a curated record.